Messenger RNA from Talaromyces rugulosus, 2520 nucleotides. RefSeq lists its product as uncharacterized. The transcript has a single exon. The record is from RefSeq and is a predicted model, not a curated record. Gene Ontology annotation, molecular function: ABC-type transporter activity; ATP hydrolysis activity; ATP binding. The coding region runs from base 1 to 2520 and encodes 839 amino acids. Gene Ontology annotation, biological process: transmembrane transport. Gene Ontology annotation, cellular component: membrane. Lineage: Eukaryota; Fungi; Ascomycota; Eurotiomycetes; Eurotiales; Trichocomaceae.
AUGUCAUCGUUGAAAAUCGGAGACUGGCCCUCUCGUGCGGUCGAGGUUAUCCAGUCGCAGCUUCCACUGAUAUCCGCCUUGUAUUACUUUGUCGCGUCUAGCAUUAGAGUUGCAUUAGUGAAGGGCAGCCAACAGAACACACUGUCAUCAUCCUUGCAAAAUGGCAUUAUCUGCUUGAUGGCGAUCGUUCUGGUCGGCUACGGCGCCGAUGCAGUUUUACUUCUCUACGCAACCUUCAGCCAAGAACAGCAUCUUCUUGAGGAUCGUCUUGUGUUUGCCCUCUGGUCGCUUCUCCUAUGGACUACAUUACUCUGUGGACUCACAAGUAGUGGCCAUGCUCGAUCGCUUGGCUUUCCACAUUGGGGAUGCUGGGUGUUAUACACAGCAGGAGAAGGUGUGCUCCUUUUUUGCCAUUGGGCAUCUCGUCCUCGCCUCAACAGUGGCUACCUAGCUCUUCAACUACUUCGAAUAGUAACGUUGGUCAUACUCUGCGGGUUAGCAGCCCUUCAGAGCUGUUUAGCCAAAAUUAUAUGGAAUAACCGGUGUUGCAGAGGUGAAGCUGCUCGCCCUUUGCUACAACGGCUUCAUGCCAGGUACAACAACGGGUAUUCAACAAUUACCAAUGACAGUGGCAGCAACUCUACGAACGAAUCCGAUGAUACCCAUGCACCGAAAGAGGUUCAUUGUUCUCCGGGGGCCGCCGAAACGCUGAGGGGAAUCAUUCCAUUCGUUUGGCCCACAGGAAAGAUCCGACUGCAGGUUUUCUACGUCGGUGUUGGUCUUUGCCUGCUUACAAGCCGUUUAUUCAACGUACUUAUUCCGAUGCAGCUCGGCGAAAUCACAGACAUUUUGAAGACAGGCCACGUUUUCCCUUGGAAAAAUAUAGUCUACUAUGCCUCUCUGCGACUUCUUAAUUCCUACGGGGGUGUGGGCGCUUUACAAACGUGCAUGUGGCUACCACUAGAAAAUGAAUCUUACGAAAAGGUAGCAACAACAGCAUUCAAUAAGGUCAUGGACCUUUCUUGUGAUUUUCAUGUGUCCAAAGAGUCAGGGAAAGUUUACGAUACCGUUUUUCGUGCGACAGGAGUUCACCAUGUGAUACAAUCCCUGCUAUUCCAAAUUUUCCCGAUGGUCACGGACCUUUGCCUUGCUAUUACUAUUCUUCACGUCAUGUUCGGCCCAUAUAUGGGCUUGAUUACCGCCUCAAUAACUGUGCUAUUUGUGUGGUCAUCAGGGAAGAACCUCUCGGCACAGCGAGAAAUACGUCAGGAAUAUAUAGCGGCCAGGCAGAAGGACGUGAAUAUUCUGUUCGAAUCAACCACUAAUUGGCAGACGGCUACAUACUUCAACAAAAUUCCAUACGAAAAGGAUCGUUAUUCGUGCGCGGUCAAUCAUCAUGUGAAAGUAGAUACAACGUACAAGUCCUCAUUCCAAGUGAUGAGGAUGAUGCAAUCGUUUGUCCUCGCUCUUGGACUGCUUGGCGCUUGCUUUCUCGUAGCCUACCAGAUUUCAGUGGGCAAAAAGGAAGUUGGAAGUUUUGUCAUGUCGAUUGGGUACUGGUCGCAACUCUCUAACCCACUCCAGUUCUUUGUAAAUGGCUUCUCAUCUGUCACUAUCAAUCUGGUAGAUGUUGAGAAUUUCAUUGCGCUUCUGAACACAAAGCCCUCCAUCAAAGAAAAGCCUGACGCGAGACAAUUAACAGUUCAGUACGGUGUCCUCCGGUUUGAUGAUGUCAGAUUCUCCUAUAAUAGCCAACAAAAAGUUCUCAAGGGCGUUUCUUUCGAAACCCGUCCAGGGCAGACAUUGGCACUUGUAGGGGCAACUGGAAGCGGCAAAACUACAAUUUUGAAGCUUCUGUUUCGUCUUUACGAUGCAAGUCAAGGCACAAUUGAGAUUGACGGGCAAAACAUCAGAGAUGUCACACUCCAGAGUCUCCGAGGCAACAUAGGUGUCGUUCCUCAGGACCCGGCAUUGUUCAAUGACACGAUUUUGAACAAUAUAAGAUAUGCGAAACUGUCGGCUACAGACGAGGAAAUUCACGACGCAUGCAGAGCGGUGAACCUCCACGAUCAAUUUACCGCUCUUCCGAAUGGCUAUCAGACAAUGGUGGGCGAGCGAGGUGUCAUACUAUCUGGAGGAGAACUUCAACGUGUUGCCAUAGCUCGGGUUAUCGUUCAGAAUCCUCAAAUCAUACUUCUGGACGAAGCAACAAGUUCUGUGGAUACUGUGACUGAAGCACAUAUCCAAAAGAGUCUGAGUCGAGUUGCUGUUGGAAGGACCAUGGUUAUUGUCGCUCAUCGCCUAUCGACUGUUGCCAAAGCGGACUGUAUACUGGCUCUCAAAGAUGGGAAAAUCAUUGAGCAAGGUGCCCACCAAGAGCUCGUCAACGCUGGAGGAUACUACAGCCAACUGUGGAAGCAGCAAUUGCUUGACGAACAUGCCAAUGUGGCCAAAGGAACAGACAAAUCUCUUUUAAAACCAGAGGCUCCAGAGUUCAUUCCUCAACAGGCCGCCGAGUGA